This is a messenger RNA of Drosophila subpulchrella, 6276 nucleotides long. It is a transcript of the gene nolo, whose product is annotated as protein madd-4. Gene Ontology annotation, molecular function: metalloendopeptidase activity. Gene Ontology annotation, cellular component: extracellular matrix. NCBI's taxonomy places the organism in Eukaryota, Metazoa, Arthropoda, Insecta, Diptera, Drosophilidae. The record is from RefSeq and is a predicted model, not a curated record. The transcript has 21 exons. Gene Ontology annotation, biological process: extracellular matrix organization. The coding region runs from base 655 to 4884 and encodes 1409 amino acids.
UCAAGUGAUUUCCUCAGCGUGCGGGUUGUGCUAACGGACGGAAAAUUCGUAAUAAUUGGUGGCUCGGCGGGAAGUGCUAUUAAAAAUAAGGCCCAAAACUUUUAACGACUUUUCGUUGAUGCACAAAAUCCCCGGCCAAAGACAAUAAAUAAUUAUAAUAAAUAGAACACCGAGAAAGUGGGGCCCUAAGCCCACAAUUCCUGCGAAGGAUAACUUUGUCGUUUCCUAUUAGAAAAUCCUUUCGCGCUCAGCUUCCUGACCAACAUAAGAAAAAAGUUGAGAAUUUUGCACGUCUUUGAGGUUUUUGUGCUGCCAGGCUGCAAACAAAGUAAAAGUUGAAGCGAAAGUUAUUGUGCAACGCGUGUGGCAAGUGCGGCAAAAGCGAAAAAAGGAGGAAAAAACGAAUGCAACGGCAAGUUUAAUUCGAUUUUAGUGUGUAACAAUCAGUGUGAAAAACAGUGAGGAAGGAGAAGUCCCACCUGUCUGCCAGCAGGUGCCAUUUGUGUGUGCUUUUUGUGUGGCAACAGCAGCAGAAUUGUUAAAGUGGAUUAGCAGACAGCUCCCUUUCUUCCGCACUGCUCUUGGAUUUCCUAUUGGAUGAGCGUGUCAAAUCUUUCAACUUCUGCUUGCCCAUGAAAUCAUGAUUACGAGAAAAUGCAGAUAAAAAUGUCGGCGAACAUUCUCUGGAAGUCUCAGCAAAUUUGGGCAGCUUUGUUUGUGACCACUCUAUGCCUAUUGGAUAUACGGGCUGCCUGGGCAAAGAAGCUUAAUGCGAGUCAAGCAUUCGACGACACAUGGAACACAGCAUCCGAUUUAGAAAAUGAACUGGAACAACAGAAGCGAGCGAAGGGUCAAAGUUCGGGAGGCGGCGGUGGCGGAGGAGGAGGAGGAGGAGGCGGUGGACCCGGCCAGUGGUCAUCCUGGUCGGAUUGGUCGACCUGCUCGCGCACCUGCGACGGGGGCAUCAUGCAACAGAUGCGUCGGUGCGGCAACCCUGGCAGUUGCCGCGGCGAGAGCGCCCGCUAUCGCAUCUGCAACAUGCAGCCGUGUCCGGAGCAACAGGACUUCCGCUCCAGCCAAUGUGCCGCCUACAACGAUGUGCCCUACGAUGGCACCCUGUACAAGUGGACUCCGCACUACGAUUAUGUCGAGCCCUGUGCGCUCACAUGCCGGGGACAUCCGGCGCAUCUCGUCGAAGACAUAUCCCGGGAGACGGGAGGCGGGAAUCCCGAGGAGGCGGAGCACUACGACGAGCAGAGCGUCAUUGUGCAGCUGUCGGCGAGGGUCCAGGAUGGAACCCGCUGUCGUUCCGGCAGCCUGGAUAUGUGCAUCCAAGGCAAAUGUCAGCGUGUUGGCUGCGAUUUGAAAAUCGGCUCGACGAAGAAAAUCGACGGAUGCGGCGUGUGCGGCGGCGAUGGGAACUCCUGCUCCCAGCCACUAUAUUACUGGGAGAUGGCACCGAUGUCGCAGUGCUCUGCCACCUGCGGCAGUGGUUACAAAAUGUCUCGUCCUAUAUGCAGGAAUCGUCUAACUAACGCCGAUGUCGAUGAUACGCUCUGCAGCCUUACUAAUCGCCCGGAGGCGUCGGUGGAGCAGUGUAAUACACACAGCUGUCCGCCGCGCUGGAUAACCGACGAUUGGAGCACUUGCAGCCGACUUUGUGGGCAUGGAUACCGGGAGCGGAUGGUUGUCUGUGCGGAAGAGUCGAACGCCAUCAAAACGAGGGUUGCCGAUAUCAUGUGCCGCACACCCAAGCCGCCAACCCAAGAGACCUGCAUUAUCGAGGAGUGUCCGCAUUGGGAGGUCGAGGACUGGACCGGCUGCUCGGUUUCCUGCGGACAGGGAAUACAAAUGCGGGGCGUUGAAUGCAAAUCGACGGACGGCAGCCUGAGUGCCAAAUGUGAUCCCCUUACAAAGCCUGGCAGCAUGCAGCAGUGCUCCACUGGCAUCCACUGCGGAGGCUCCUCCAACAAGGGCGGUGGUGGCACCAUCAUCGUGGGCAGCAGCCGUUCCCUAAACGAGCGAUCUGAGCGGCAGAUGGACAGUUCGGAUGCGGAUGACGACGACGAUGAUGAGGAGGCGGAUGACGAGGCCGAGGACAUCGAUGACCUGGAAUCGGGUCAGGACACGGAUGAUGGCGAGGGCUCGUCCUACUCCGACCAAACUCCGCGCUACUCCCAUCGCACCCAGAGUCGUCUGCAGCAGGAAGCGCCCGAUGAGCCGCGCACCAUGCAUCUGAUGAGCGGAAAUUCGAAUAAUAAUUACCAUCGGGGAGGCGGCAGGGCAGACGGACCCCCUCUAGAUCCCACCUACAUCAAGGACACAGAGUGGUCGGGAUGUAGCGUUACGUGCGGCGAGGGAAUCCGCCGGCGGUCCUACAACUGCAAGAUAUUCCUGGAAUAUUCCCGAACGGUGGCCACCGUGAAUGACUCCCUGUGCGAGGGAAAGAAGCCCCAUGACGAGGUGGAGAGAUGUGCCGAGGAGCCGUGCAUGUCGCCCGCGCAUCAUUUCGACGAGCAGUACCCCCGGGAUGCGAUUAAAGUGGGUGUUUCGGAGCCGGGAAAGACCUAUGUGUGGCGGGAGCAGGGCUACACAUCCUGCAGUGCCUCCUGCCUUGGGGGCGUCGAGGAGCUGAUCAUCAAUUGCGUGCGCGAGGACAAUGGCCGGGUGGUGUCCCCCUUCCUGUGCGCUCCCGAAACCAAGCCCGAGGCGAGGGUUCGCACCUGCAACGACCGCCCCUGCCCGCCCAGGUGGAACUACUCGGACUACACGCCCUGUUCCAAGAGCUGCGGCAUUGGCAUCAAGACCCGCGAGGUGCAGUGCAUCCAUGAGGUGACCCGCGGCGGCGACAACACCAUGGUGGUCCCGAAUAGCAUGUGUCCCCAGCCACCGCCGGCGGAUCGACAGUACUGCAACGUCCUCGAUUGCCCCGUCCGCUGGGAGGUGGGUGAGUGGGCCAAGUGCUCCCACACCUGCGGCUAUGGGUUCAAGGACCGCAAGGUGGAGUGCAAACAGAUCAUGGCCCAGGAGCACAAGAUCGAGCGACCCGAAUCGAUGUGUCCGAGUGCCAAGCCGGCGGACAAGAAGCCCUGCAACGUGAAGCCCUGCCCGCCGGAGGAUCCCAAGCCGGUCAUUCAGAUCAACAACUCCACGCACAUCCAACACGAUCCCAAGAAGACCAAGAUCACUCUGAAGGUGGGCGGAGCCGGGGUGGUCUUCUUCGGCACCCAGGUGAAGAUUAAGUGCCCUGUAAAGCGGUACAAUCGCACCAAGAUAAAGUGGAGCAAGGACCACAAGCCGCUGCAGCGUUCGCGGAAGUUCAAGGUGUCCAAGAAGGGUGCCCUGCGUAUACUCGAUAUCACGUUCCGCGAUGCCGGGGUCUACUCCUGCCACGCCGGACUGAGCUCCGCGGAAAUCACCAUCGAGGUGAAGGCCAAGCCGGGCCAACGUGCCGAGGACCUGGAGCGACAGGAGGCAGAUCGCUUGGUGCGUGAGCGGAGCGGCACGGAGGCCCUAACCUCGGCGGAUAUGACGUCGGCGGGAGCGACAGGCACUUCCGCUGGAGUUGAAACUGAUGGUCCCGCUAAUGGGUCGACGCAGCAGCAGGGAAAUCGUCGCAGGCAGCAGCAAUCGGAGCGUUUGCAGAAUGGCAGGGAGCGGAAUCGGAGGCCCAAGUCGGAUGGGAUUCAGCAUGCGGAUAGCAGCAUUAUGGAGGACGAUCAUUCGCAAUUAGUGCAAUCCGAGGACAGGGUUCCGCAGCCGGCGAGCGCCAGUAGCGGAAGUGGUCGCACCAGGACCCUCCUGGCCAUGCCAUACUUCCAGGCUCUGCUCAGCAAUCUCCAGUUUCUAUGGCCGCUGCAGCGCUUCAAGGACUCGCGUGGCCAGCAUUUGCUCCAAGGCGAGGCGCUCAAGUACGGCGUCGAAUUGGAAGGCUCCCACUUCGAACAGGACGAGCCGGUGCGUGUGCCUGGCGCCAAGGAGCUGCACACAGAGGCGGGAACCAUAAGCAGCGAUUCGCCGGAUUUGGAUCAGGAAUCCAAGGGGCAGCCGGAAACGGAGGACAUCCCGCCCCACAUGCCACAUGCUCGAUGGGAAACGGCGGUGGCAACCACGACUACGGCGAUGCCCAGCCUCGAGAGCGGUGGCUUCGUCUUCAAAUGGCUGCUGGGCGAGUGGUCCAAGUGCUCCCAGGAAUGCGGAGCAGCUGGCAGUGGUUUGCAGCGACGCACGGUGAGCUGUCAGAGAGCAAAGGCAAAGGCCGGGAGCAGCAACGACACCGAAAACGACAUCCUGGAUGUGGAUAACUCCGAGUGCUCCGCCCACGGCCUGGAGCUGCCCGAUCUGUUCCGGAGCUGCGGCAACGAGGCCUGUCCGCAGUGGAGCAAGGCGGAGUGGUCGCCCUGCCAGCGGUCCCGCUGCCACGGAAGGAACACGGCCAUCCAGCGCCGCGAGGUGACCUGUCGCUACGACAAUGGUACGGUGGGCAGCGCCUGCGACGAGUACGAGCGGCCGGCGGUGCGGCAGGAGUGCUACAACGAGCGCUGCAAGGGCGUGUGGCGCGUGGAGCCCUGGUCCGAGUGCAAUGCGCCGUGCGGACGUCAGGGCAUCAAGUACCGCAUCCUGCAGUGCGUCUGGUACGGCAGUCGCCGGCCGGCGGGCAAUGUGUGCAAGCACCAGCCCCGCCCCGCCGUCAUGAAGGUCUGCAAAAGUCCGCCCUGCCAGGCCAAGUCCUCCACCUCGGCCGCCCUGCACUGUCGCGACUCCUCGCGCUACUGCCGCAACGCCCGCGCCAUGGGUCUGUGUCGCCUGCAUCGCUAUAAGGAGAAGUGCUGCGGAUCCUGCCAGCAGCCACAGCAGCAACCCAAUCAAUACCUAUUCCAGUAACUCCGCUGCGGCCUACCAAAUGAGCGAGAAAUUUACGAACUCUGCAAGCAAUUACUCUAAGUACCGUAAAUCUAACGAACUAUAGCAAGAUAUAAAGUUAAACUUAUCCAUAUGUAUGUAUUGCCAGCCACACUAACACGAGUUCAUUACGUUAGUUAGAUACAUUUGUUCGAUUUAAAAAGACAGAAUAAUUUAUAAAACAUUUCCCGAAUCCAUUGCAUGAUAUUUGUGUCCGAAGUAAGACCAAAUAUUUUAAGAUCUGUCCUAGGCAGGAUCUCUCUGGCCAAUCAAUCGACAAACAACCUGACCUUAAUGUUUAGCUACUAAUUUGAUCCUCUUCACAAAUCUUUGGCAUCCGCUUUGCUUCAAGCAAUAAAAACCUUUAAAUAUAAUGAAUUUGAGGUUCUAAAUUUUCACUACGUCUCAAUUUAUUCAAGUGUAAUGCAUGUCAUACGAUCUUGAGUCGAAAAUUAAAACAGGUUACACAGGCGUGGCAACAGGAAAAAUAAAAGUUUAAGGUAAAUUAACCUAGCAAAUAAUGAAAGUAAAGAUUUAGGCGUGUGAUCAUGAAAUAUGAUUCGAUUAAAUGCUGACUCAAAUGGCCCACAAAAAGUAGUUGAAAUGUUUUAGCAAAAAUCUCCGACUAGCAUUAAAACUAAAUUAAUCAGCUGAAAUCACAAAACCUAUGAAGCAUGUUUUAAAUUUGUCAAUGAAACUUGAUGGCAAAGAACAAAUCCGCACUGUUACCUAAUGUGAACGAAAACCGAAUACUAAUAUGUACAUAUAGUGAAAGACAGAUAUUUAGGCAACCUUUACGAUAUGCACCUUUGACUAUUCCAUCGUCAGUUUAUGGCACUGAAUUUACUUUCGUUUUGCAUUUACCAAUUUACCACUAAGGAUAUUGUAAAUAAAUCGAAUUCGUCACUAAAUCAACAUUUCAUUUAAAGGCCAACCAUGUAAUUUAAUGAAGGAAAAGCUAUGUGGAAUAAAUAUAUGUACGCCUAUUUGUAAUUAGUUUUUUAUGGACAAAUUAUUUUAUAAACAUUAACAUAAAUCUAAACAAUAAAUAAAUACUGCGGCGUGCUAGCGUCUGACUAUAGUUUAAAUAUAUGCAUUGAAAAAACGAAACGAGGCAAGAAAAUCCCGCGAAUGUUAAAAGCGUAAAUAAAUAUUUAAGCUGUUAAGUGAAAGUUAUUGAUAAUAAACACAUACAAGUAAACGCAACCGUAACCAAUGUUAAACACAAACACAGACCCAAACAGACAUGUUAACACAUUAACGCAGCCCCACAUCAAUACAUACGCUCCAAUCCCAUAAUACAGCCAGGAUAUGAAAAACUCCGAAAUAUUGUAAGGAUUUAAAACAAGUGUGGAAUAAAUAUUAAAUACUGAA